ACAAACGGUCAUACUGUGAAAGAAGAAGCUGAAAACAAAGAAAAUUUGGGAAAAGUAUUUGAAAAAAUUCUAUUUAAAUUCGAUUUAAGGCGAUUUAGUGAACUAAAAUCAUGACGGAAGACUGGCAGAGUCAGAAGUUUCGCCAGAAUGUCAUUUCCAAAAUACACGACUUGUUGCCGCCGCAUGCCCAGGAUCAGACGAAGAAUGCCAGCGUUAUGGAGAACCACAUCUUUCGCAAGUCACGCAGCAAGGACGAGUACUUGGGGCUGGUGGCCAAGCUUUUCAUGCACUACAAGGAUAUGUCGCGCAAGUCCCAACAGCAACAACAACAACAGCAGCAGCAACAGCAGCCGCCGCCUCCGAACGCGGAAAUGGGCCAACAGAAUAUGAUGCAGGAUCCGCUGAAUGCGCUACAGAAUCUGGCCAGUCAGGGCAAUCGCAAUCCCCAGAUGAUGCCUAUGGCCGGUGGCGCUCCUGUUCCUGGCGGCCCUGGCACUGCCUCGAAUCUGCUGCAGUCCCUCAACCAACAGCGUCCCGGCCAGCAAAUGCAGCCCAUGCCCAAUAUACGCGGCCAGAUGCCCAUGGGCGUGGGUGCGGGUGCAGGCGGACCACAGCAGAUGAUGCAGGUGCAGCAAAUGGGCGGCGGCGGUGGCAAUGCGCCCGGCGUGAUGAACGUAAUGGGUGCAGGCGGUGCCCAGGGGCAGGGCCAGAUUGGUGGCAAUGCCGGCCAGCAGAUGGGUGGCAUGCCCAAUCAAAUGGUAGGUCCGGGGCCGAACAGUGGCCCCGCAGGCGGUGCAGGAGGGGCAAAUGCUCCUCCUGGUGCCGGUGCUGGGCCUGUGCCCAACCAAAUGCAGAGUGGAGGCCCGAUGAAUGUGAAUGCCAUGCAACAGAUGCCGCCAAUGCAGCAGAUCCAACAAAAUCAAAUGGCUAUGGGCAUGAGUCCCAUGAUGCGCAUGAACCAAGGCAACGGCAUGGGUGGACCCCAAGGCAUGGGUCAGGGCAUGCAGGGAAUGCCGCCAAAUAUGCAGCAGCCGCAGCAUAAUGUCGGCGUGGGCGGACCGGCGGGACAGCAGCAGCAGCAGGUGGUGCCACCCAAUGCCGUGCAGCAGGGCGGCAUGAAUCCCAUGGGUGGCAUUGGUGUCAAUAUGCCACCGAAUAUUCAACAAAAACCCAACAUGGCUAUGGGCCAGGCGGGACAAAUGUUCCCAGGAAAUCGCGGUGGCGUCGUUGGCGGCCAGCAGCCGGGACAGCCUUUUAUGCGUUCGAGUCCCUCACCAGCGGAUGCCCAACAGUUGCAGCAACAGCAGCAGGCGCAGCUGCAACAAAUGCAACAGCAGCAACAACAACAGCAGCAGCAACAACAACAACAGCUCGUGGUGGGCAACCAAACGCCGACACAGCAGCCACCAACGCCACAAAUGCCCACGCCACAGAUGAUACCCAGUCCGGCACUGGUGCCGCAGUCCAGUCCCCAAAUGAUGAUGCAGAAUCCACAGCGCAACAUACGCCAGCAGUCGCCGAGUAAUGCCUCCAUCAACACACCCGGCCAGGUGACGGGCAACAGUCCAUUCAAUCCGCAGGAGGAGGCGCUGUACAGGGAGAAGUACAAGCAGCUGACCAAAUACAUUGAGCCACUGAAGCGCAUGCUCGCCAAGAUCAGCAACGAUGGAACGAAUGUGGAAAAGAUGACCAAAAUGAGCAAGCUGCUGGAGAUUCUGUGCAAUCCCACGCAGCGUGUGCCACUGGAGACGCUGCUCAAGUGCGAGAAGGCGCUGGAGCGCAUGGAUUUGAUCUCCAUUUCGGGCCAGCAGUUUGGCAAAUCCUCAAAUCCCCUGCUGGAGGUCAUCAAUACCACGCUGCAGAGUCCCAUAGCCAAUCACACAUUGCAUCGCACAUUCCGACCCACACUGGAGCUGCUCUUCGGCACGGAUAUCGUGGCUCCAGUGCCCGCCAAGAAGCCGCGCAUUGAGGAGAAGUCUUCGCCCUUUGAGCAGGAUGUGCCCCAUGUGCUGCAGGGCGAGAUUGCACGCCUUGACACCAAGUUCAAGGUGAAGCUGGACACCACAGCGCAGAUCAACAAUAAAUCCAUUCGUUUGAUUUGCUGCCUGGACGACAAGCGACUGCCCAGUGUGCCGCCAGUGAACGUCAGCGUGCCGGAGGAGUAUCCGUGGCAGGCGCCCGACUGCUCCCUCACCGAACAGGAGUACUCCGCCACGCCCUUCCUGCAGACCGUUCAGCAGGCUCUCAUUGCACGCAUCUCCAAGCUACCGAAAAACUACUCGCUCUCACAUCUACUCGACACCUGGGAAAUGGCCGUGCGGCAGGCCUGCUCGCCCCAGGCCAAACCCAAAGUCUGCGAAUUUACCGCACUUUUCGGGGUUUAAGUGGAGAAUCUGAGAUGCGAAUGUACUUGGUCUUAAGGGAAUAUUUAUUUUAAAGUUCAGAUUGAUUCAUUGGGAUUUUAAUUUAAUUUAUUUGAGCUAAAACAGCCCAGAAAAUUAUUUG
Messenger RNA from Drosophila subobscura, 2505 nucleotides. It is a transcript of the gene MED15, whose product is annotated as mediator of RNA polymerase II transcription subunit 15. The record is from RefSeq and is a predicted model, not a curated record. Lineage: Eukaryota; Metazoa; Arthropoda; Insecta; Diptera; Drosophilidae. The transcript is spliced from 5 exons. Gene Ontology annotation, biological process: regulation of DNA-templated transcription. The coding region runs from base 111 to 2384 and encodes 757 amino acids. Gene Ontology annotation, molecular function: transcription coregulator activity.